Messenger RNA from Talaromyces proteolyticus, 1424 nucleotides. Its product is annotated as chitosanase. NCBI's taxonomy places the organism in Eukaryota, Fungi, Ascomycota, Eurotiomycetes, Eurotiales, Trichocomaceae. Gene Ontology annotation, molecular function: chitosanase activity. The coding region runs from base 334 to 1086 and encodes 250 amino acids. The record is from RefSeq and is a predicted model, not a curated record. The transcript has a single exon.
GAUCAUCUAAACUAUGCCGGGGAAAUGCCAAGGGAUUUGAUCAGCGGGCUUUAUAGGUAAACAGACGCCUACUCGAGAUGAUAUUGUCCCCAGUUUACCGUCUGAGUCUUGGCCUGCGAGACAAUUUCUAAAUCAGCUAUGCAUCGGUCAUUUUCGGUACAUUGGAAAGAUUUCCGAUUUGGGGUCGAAAUUUACUACUACUUAACAAGCAAAUCUAGCAAUUGGGCUUAUAGUUGAUGAUGUAUAAAUUGGUGCUUCAACCUGCACAAGUUGACUCGUCCUCAAAGACAAAGUUUCUCCUUUCUACGUCUGAAACUAAGAGCAUCAAUCAAAAUGAGAACUGGCGCACUAACUAGUCUGACCGUGGCAGCCCUGGCAGCCCCGGCACUGUCAUACAACAUUCCUGACAACGUGCAAGCCUUUUACGACAAGGUCAAGAACGGCGGUUCUUGCUCUGGUUCUGACCUCCUCCAAGGAGGCUUUUAUGCCGAAGAAGGCGGGUCCACUGAUUUCGGCUACUGCCAGAAAUACUUUACAAACAAGGGCUUCUAUCUCAAGGGAUCCGGCUCGCAGCUUGCCGAUAUGGACAUCGACUGCGACGGUGAUCAAGAUGGACUCGACUCACGCUGCGAUUCUUCUGGUGAUACCCAGCCUGAUACAGCAUUCAAAGACCAGGUUAAUUCUGACUACGGCAUUUCUGACCUGCGUGCUGAUAUCCAUCCUUAUGUCGUCUUGGGCAAUUACGGCGAUUACAGUCCCACUUUUCACCCUGAAGAUGUCGGAAUUAAACCUUUGAGUCUUGUUGCCGUGUUAUGCAAUAACAAGUUGAUCUAUGGGAUCUGGGGAGAUACAAAUGGCGACGAUGGCCCUCCGUUGAUUGGCGAGGCCUCUCUGGCCGUUGGCACUGCUUGUUUCGGAGAUAGUGUCAACGGUGACAGUGGCCACGAGGAUACAGAUGUUUUGUAUAUCGCUUUCGAGGGUGAUGAUGCCGUGCCAGGAACAUCGGCGGACUGGUCGGCCUCAUCUUAUGAGGAUUUCGCAGCGAGUAUUAAGGACCUUGGUGACAAGCUAGUUGCUACCCUAUGAAGUCGCUACUUGUCUUUUGAAACUAUCAUGGACCCAUCUUUUCAGAAGAUGGGGGUGGUAUGUAUAUAAAUGCUGCCUAUAGAACCGUUCAUGAAGGUCUCGAAAAAACACAUUCUUCUGAGGUACAUUGGAAUUGUCAAUUGAAGAGUCGCACCUGGUGUUGUAUUAUUCUAUGAAAUGUGUCUCAGUGUCAAUCAAAUGCCGAUAUCCCAAAUUUGAGCUAACAUUAAAACAUCACCUUUGUAGUAUCAGUACAUAAUGCCAAAAUAAUUGUGGUGGGAUAUGAAAUUAUUUCAACGAUGUAGGUCGACCUCUUUGUGUUUUUUCCUACGGGCGAC